AUGCCUUCUUUACCACCACUUUCCAUUUUCCUCCUCCCUCCUCCCUCCAUUUCUUCCCUAAAUGAAGAGUACACCAUCAAACACAGAUCGUCAAAUACCGGCGCUUUGUCACACCCCAGUGUGUCUCAUAAGAUCCGUUUCAACUUCACUCUACGAGACGCCUACCAGGAGAUCCCAUUGAGCAUGGCUGAAGAUUCAGUUGAUGACAUGUACUUUGGCUGCAAUCAAGCAAUGUUUAAAAUAGUCAAGAACAAAUACUUAGAGGAAGAAAAGAACAUGAGGCCAUUUAAAGAUGCCUGGAAAGAAGAAGAAAAAUGUGCUGAAGAGAACCUAAAAAAGAGAGCGGCUAAGGCUCUAACCAAAGAUCACAUGCAAGCAAUCUGUGUUUAUACAUCUGACAGAGUGUACAAGGAGUUUAAUGAUGCAGUCCGGACAAAAGGGAGCUUCUAUAGCUCCACAUUUCAGUUCCACUCUUUACAUUUCCUGCUGACAUCUGCCGUACAGAUCUUGAAUAGAGAUUUCUACUGUCACAAUACUUACAGACGAACCAAUGUUAAGUUUACUGGAAAAGUUAAUCAAUUAAUUCGGUUUGGUUCCUUUGCCUCCAGCUCUUAUAGAACAGACUUGAUAGACUUCGGUAACGAGACCUGCUUUAAAACUAAGACCUGUUCAGGUGCUUUUUUGAAAAACUAUUCAAAGUAUAAAGAAGAAGAAGAAGUGCUCAUCCCCCCCUAUGAGACGUUCAAGAUAACUGAUAUAAUUAAUGGUCAGCGUAAAAUUCAAGGUCUGGAAGAUUGUAAAGUUGUCUAUGUCUUGGAGAGUGCAGGGGCUAAGAGCACUCAAAACUGCAAGGUUGCUCUCGAAUGA
Messenger RNA from Siniperca chuatsi (mandarin fish), 867 nucleotides. Its product is annotated as GPI-linked NAD(P)(+)--arginine ADP-ribosyltransferase 1-like. Gene Ontology annotation, molecular function: NAD+-protein-arginine ADP-ribosyltransferase activity; NAD+ poly-ADP-ribosyltransferase activity. The transcript has 3 exons. Bases 1 to 867 code for a protein of 288 amino acids. Lineage: Eukaryota; Metazoa; Chordata; Actinopteri; Centrarchiformes; Sinipercidae. The record is from RefSeq and is a predicted model, not a curated record.